This is a messenger RNA of Ambispora gerdemannii, 219 nucleotides long. Lineage: Eukaryota; Fungi; Glomeromycota; Glomeromycetes; Archaeosporales; Ambisporaceae. The record is from the annotation of a GenBank genome assembly.
AUGUCGAGCUGUCCAGUCUUUAUGUGCGAAACAUCAGCAAUUUUCACUAGUAACAAGAGUCUUGAGGACAAAACAAUCGGAAACAGUGGUCGUCCUGUCCGAACAGCUUGCGAUUUAACGGUUCCUGAUUCGCAAAAUCUACGAAUAACAUUACCUAUAACAGACUUUCUACAGUCUAUGUUAGCUGCAACAGUGCGGUACGAGUCAUUCUUACGGUAA